Molecule: messenger RNA, 1296 nt
Organism: Cuscuta campestris
Lineage: Eukaryota; Viridiplantae; Streptophyta; Magnoliopsida; Solanales; Convolvulaceae
Source: the annotation of a GenBank genome assembly
AACAACGAACAAACUCUCUGUGAUGAUGCCGUAUUGUUAUCCCUCUUUGUUCUGUUUUAAAACCUUUUUUAGGACAUUUGGCGGGCUUCUGUUAGCGUUUUGGCAACUCGAUUGGCGCGUUUCUGGAGAUGCCAGAACCUUUGCAAGUCCUCUGCCCUGGAGUAAAUCUGCCACCUGACCUACUCCCUGAUGAUACACAAGUAGAGUAUGAUCGCUGUGGGCGUCCAGCUUUGGAAGUUGACUACGAUGACCCUGAUGAUGAAAUUUGUGCUGACAUGAGAGAUCACAACCGCUAUGCUAACCUUGCAUUGGCAUACUACAAUGACAAACAUUGCACUGACUAUAAGGUUGUUAAGGUUCCUGGAGGCCGGCAGAUCUAUGAGGUAACGGUGGGUGCUCAAGUCAUUGUUCACUGUGGCUUUUCUGCUUCACAAUCCACAGCUGCUGAGUGUGAUUCAUCAGUUAAAAGCUUCUUUGCGCGUUGGAGCAAUCAGAACAAGAUAAUGAUGAUGUGCGUGUUAUUUCUUGUUGCAUUGCAGACGAAUCUUUUCACAGCAUAUAUUCUUUGUGGAUUAGAAUACGCCAUGGCUUUCAAAGAUGUAAUCAACCUACUUGAUUGUCUCAAAACUGUAGGCUGUAAGGGCUGCGAUAUUACAAUGUGUGGUCCACGUGAUCCAUCGUGGCAUGAGAAGAAGGUCGAGGAUUCAAAACCUAGGGAAGAUAAAUUUCCUUUAUCAAAAUAUGCCCAUUAUUUGGCUGAUGGGGUGAGCUUGAGUGAUAAGGCGAGGUUGAGGCUUCCUUACCCAUUAUUGGCAUUGGAUUACUACAACAAAAAGCAUCGUACAGACUACAAGCUUGUGGAUGCCUUGCCAUUAUGCGAAUUGGUUGGGUUCAAUUUUAUGAUUCAUUUGAACUUUAUGGCAAGGCAAGAAGGUGAUGUGUCAAACACGCUCUUCUUUGCUGAACUAGAGACAUGCAAGCGUGGUUGGGUUGUUACUGCUUGUCGCAAAUUACAGGGAUGUAAAACCACUGCUGGAUGCUAUAUCUGUACGAAUCGUUGGGGGAAGAGAGUUAUUCAUCCCACUUCUGGAUUUCGUUUUGGGCGUUACCCUGAUGUAAAUCGAAGCCUACGCAAACGCCGCUAGAAUUAUAUGGAACCCUACGCAUUGGCUGCUAGAAGCCUAGAAUUAUGUGGGUCUUUUUUUGGCUUGGGAGUGUAAGUGGCGAAGAACGUUGAAGUGAUUUGUAAUUUAUGAAAUUGUUGUUGUGCCAAGUUAAUUAACUAUGUUGUGGCAG